GCUCACGCUAAGCCUGUGUUGUCAUCACUCGGUCUCUCUUACGUAGCGGAUGCACAAAGAAACAGAGUAGAGAGUAGAGAGACAGUCAGGCACAGGCAGAGCUUCAGCAAGGUAAACUAGUCAAGAGGCAUCUAAAAGAGGGACAGAGACCAGCGAAAUAACGGAGCCUGAGUUUACAGAAUAUAGCUUGGAUAUGGCCAGGUUGGAUGUUAUAGAGACGUUUCAUGGUAUUCUGUUUCCUGGACACCUGCACACCCAGGAUUCCUUGCAACUUGCUCUCAAAUUUCCAUUUCAGGACACAGAUAUCGUCAUUGUCUCCUAUCCAAAGUCAGGCACCACAUGGAUGCAGGAAAUUGUGACUCUCAUAUCCAGCAAAGGGGACCCUCACGUGUCCCAAACUGUACCAAACUGGGCUCGGGCUCCCUGGCUUGAGCACCAUUAUUUUGCUGAGACCUCACCAACCACACCUCGAGUCAUCACCACACACCUGCCUCAUCACCUGCUGGGCCCCGCCCUCCAGGGCUCCAAAGCAAAGGUCAUCUAUGUGAGCAGAAACCCUAAAGAUGUGGUGGUGUCCUUUUACCACUUCCACAAAAUGGCCAACUUCUUACCUGAGGCCGGCUCAUUUUCAGAGUUUUUGAAACAAUUCCUGGAGGGCACACUGCACUAUGGUUCCUGGUUUGACCACAUUAAAGGCUGGACCAGUCAGACAGGAACUAUGAACAAUCUGCUUCCCAUCACCUAUGAAGAGAUGUUGUUGGACCCACAUGGAGCCAUAAAGAGGGUGAGCUCUUACCUGCAGAGUCCCCUGCUGGAGGACGAGGUCAACAACUGUGUGAAACACUGCAGCUUCAGCAGCAUGAAAAGCAACAAGAUGGCCAACUACAGCCUGGUCUCUCAGGAGAUAAUGGACCAUAGCAAGGGCUCCUUCAUGAGAAAAGGUGAGAUUGGAGACUGGAAAAACAUGUUUACAGAGGAGCAGAAUCAAUAUUUCGAAAGCAUCUUCAAGUCCAAGAUAGAGGAAGAACCGAAGAACACAACAUUGUGAAAAAAUCUCAAUGAAGUUAGAAAUCAUGUUGCAUCCUGUGAGAUGGAUCACAAGUGGAUAGUUUUCUCUAAAUUGUAGUUUGAAGGAUUAAAGGGACCACCUUCAAUGCCUCUUAUGUGCAGUAUACUGCAGUAUGGCUUUCAUAAAGGCAUUAAUUGUGAUGAUGUAUUCAAUUAUUUUUUUAAUGUAUGAAUAAAUCUCAGAUUCACUGUA
Cottoperca gobio is the source of this 1261-nucleotide messenger RNA. It is a transcript of the gene sult5a1, whose product is annotated as sulfotransferase family 5A, member 1. The coding region runs from base 194 to 1048 and encodes 284 amino acids. The transcript has 6 exons. Lineage: Eukaryota; Metazoa; Chordata; Actinopteri; Perciformes; Bovichtidae. Gene Ontology annotation, molecular function: sulfotransferase activity. The record is from RefSeq and is a predicted model, not a curated record.